Protopterus annectens (West African lungfish) is the source of this 3280-nucleotide messenger RNA. RefSeq names its product lamin tail domain containing 1 (gene LMNTD1). Bases 179 to 2770 code for a protein of 863 amino acids. The record is from RefSeq and is a predicted model, not a curated record. The transcript is spliced from 17 exons. Gene Ontology annotation, cellular component: cytoplasm; nuclear envelope. Lineage: Eukaryota; Metazoa; Chordata; Ceratodontiformes; Protopteridae.
ACCAUCAACAAACCCGAGUAAGUAACCAGGGCAGCUUGACCCUGGCUGUGAUUGCCUAUGGACUGCUGGCUUCAAAGUGUCAAUUUAAGUGGAUUUAUUAAUAAAAGAGAAACGGUUCGUAUGGAAAUAAAUCUCAAUAUUGUGUAAGAACAGAGGGACGAAGAAUCAUCCUAGGAAUAUGGCAUCUGUGAAGGCGGGUCCAGGAAGACGUUCCUUAAGUCCAGUUAGCAACCGUUUCUCUGAGAAAGUUCAGCUCCAACAGCUUAAUGAACGUUUCAGUAAAUACAUAAAUGGCGUAAAGAACAUGCGAGACCAGCUAACCCAGAAUUACCAGGCUGAUUCUUCAGCUCAUCUUAAUCGGAUCCACAUGCUGGAAGAGGAAAUAGCUGAUAUUCAGGCAAGGUAUGAAAAUGAAGUUCUGGCCCUUCGAGAGCAGAUUGAGCGGGUAGAUAGGGACCGAGCUCGAGCUGUGAUGUACCAGCACAAAGAUUCCGGCUUGUCAGCAGAAUACCAAAACAGGAUUCUGGACCUAAAUGCAGAGGUGCUACAGAAAGAUGAAGAGAUAAGACAGUUGCUGCUCCUUUUGGCACAAAAGGAUGUUGACUUGCAAAAUGCGAGGGCAUCCGUCACUACUGUUUCUGUCCAGCUGGACAUGAAUAAGAAAGAAGUAGAAGAACUGCGGAGAUCAGUCCUAGAAGGACAGAAAAAGAAUGAUGCAGAAUUUUCUCUGCGGAUGGUACUUCAAGACCAUGUACAAGAUCUUAAAAACCAGCUGGAGUUUCAGAACCAGACACAAGCCAGGGAGUCCCAGGAGCUGAGGACACGACUUGAAGGGUCAGAGGCCCUGGUUCUCCAAUUAGAAAGUAAACUACGGGCCUGCAACAGGGAAGACUCUGUUCUGGUAGAAACAGUUCAGAAAAUUCGAGAAGCCAGUGAAGCAGAGCUGAAACGAUUCCAAGAAGAGGCUGAGACAGCAUAUAGUCAAAAUCUCAUGGAUUUGAAGAUGUAUCUCCAAAAUGACAAAGUCAAGCUUGAACAACUACAGCAGGAAAACCGGUAUUUGCAUAAGCAGGUAGAUGGGCUUACAGCAGAGCUCAAUGCUUUGGAAAGUAAGCGCCAGUAUGAGAACUCCAACAACAAAACGCUCAUUGAGAAACUGGAACAGGAACAAGAGAAGAGCCAGCAGCGCAUCCGGGCCCUGGAGGCAAGGUUAGAGGAAAUGAAAGAUCUUCUUCUGGCAAAGAUGAAGGAACUGGCUGAGUUUCAAGAUGUGAACAUUUCAUUACGAUCUGAGAUCAGUGCACUUAAAACUAUGUUGGAUGAAGAAGAACAUCAAAUCACGCAGAGUCACUUCCAGUUCCCAUCAAAUUUGUUAGCAGCAGGAUCCUUCUCAUCAGCACCUGUCUCACUGAAUACGUCACCUGACACAUUCCCAUCAUUAAACAGCUCGCCAUUGUCGAAGUCACAAUAUUCUUCUGCUCUAAUGCCAGUGCCUCUUACUACUGUAGCAGGAUCUCCUAAAUCUCAUUCACCAGCCAAAUCUGCAGGACCACUAAGAGGCAAACAGGAGAAAAAAAUGGCACGAAGUAUCAGCAUGGAGCUGCCAAAAAGACCCAUUUCUGGGCCUCCUGCUAUUAGCCUCGACACAAAUACUUUAGGCAAAGGCCAAGAUUAUUUCACUACCUUGUUUAAGGAGCUGAAGAAAGAAGCCAUGCAACCAUCAGCCUAUGAAAGUAAGGAGAGACCAUCAUCUGCUGUCAGUGAUUAUAGCACAGCAUCAUCGAGUGCUGUUGGAAAUGUUAAAAUAGCAGACGUCAGUUCAAAUGGCCACUACGUGAGGUUGUUGAACUGCUCUCCGGAUAUAGAAGAAGACAUUGGAGGUUACAUUUUGCAGCAGAAUAUCCAAGGGCAUCCAGUGGCAUUUUAUAGAUUCCCACCUAGGACUCGAAUGAAGGCAGCAAGCACAGUAACAGUAUGGGCAGCAGCCUCUAAAGCCUCACACAACCCUCCACUGGAUUUGCUUUGGAAAGAAAUGCACAAGUUUGGAACUGGUACAGAAUGUACAACAAUUCUUUGUAAACCUAAUGGCCAGGCUAUAGCCUGGUAUACACCUCGGCACUGGAACAGGAAAUUCCAGCAAGCAUGGCCUGAGACUAACUCUGAACCCACUGAUGAAGCACUCAAGAGUACGCAACCAUUUGUACCUGCUAAGGAGGAAAGCUUUGCCGAAAGAAAGGAAAAGGAUAUGGAGCCUGGAAAAUUGGAACUGGCAUAUUCUACAAGAGUCAGUCCAGUUCCAUCAAAGCCUUUUGUGGACCAGUCAGAUGAACAGGCACCCAUUUUAAUGAAGAGAGAGAAGGAGAUGCCAUCCACUUUCUUUAGUUCACAUAGUCCCUGGUGUCAAAGUACAGCCUCAGCCACUCAUCCUGAUUACUGUCCAGGAAGAUCUCUGCCCAACAACGAUGAUGAUGGUGGUAGUGAUUGGAAACAGUCUAAGUCACAUGUGACAAAAGCAAGCACUCCUAUUGAUGCUUUCAGCACAGGUUGCAGUGGUGGUAAAACUACUAACAGUUCAAAGAAGAGCCAAGUUAUUGGAGGCAAGCGGAGUAAAGGACCUACCCGUUCUGCAGGGCCUAACAUGGGUGGUGUGAUGUACAUCGGUCCACCGUCACCGUUUGCUUCCCCUCUUCAACGGUAUUAUGCAACAUCCACUUACAAUAUCAAGUUACCCAGCCACGCCUCACUCACUCCUUCUAUGGUAUCUAACUAGGAUUGACUUAUUCAUCUCAAUGGUGAACAGAACCUCCAAAUAAUGAAAAGAAUAAAAAGUUUGCUUUAACAAAUUUAAGUUAAUUUAAUGAGCAUUUGAUAUUUAUUUUAUUCAGAUUACUGUACACCACUGUUAUGUUGUAAAUCAGGAGCAUGUAUUUCAAAGAAAUAUUCAAACUAAUGAACUUGACAUCAUGGAAUAUAAUUAGCUCAUGAAUGGCAUGCCCGAUGAGCAAAUUUAAAAACUGUAAGUUUUGCUACAUGUAUCCAGUAUGUCUCCUCUUUGAGAUUUUGUGUGUAUAUUUAAUUUUCAGUGGACAAUGACCUCAAUUAAUUUUAAACCUGAAGUUAAAUUAUCAUCCAUUUGCAUCUGUAAUAUUUCACUGCACUACUCUGAAAGCUUCAGCUGCAUAUCUCAUUGCCUCAAUAAAUAUCCUCUUCCAUGGCAGAAAGGAAAAUCAAUUGUGAUUUACUUCUAAAGGCUUAUAAAGAUAUUAUAAUUAGAGAUGGA